GAAAGGCUACCUUAGUAGCCCAGUCUUCUGCCUUCAUGCUGCCUCUUUCCAUCACCUCCUUUCUUCUGUUAUUUUGUGUUCUGAAUAUUGGAAGCUGUGAGAGCUAUAAUGAUCUGAAAAAGCUGGAAACAGAGUUUGCCCUCACUCUUUACCAAAAGCUAGCAGAACGUAACAACAGAACGAAUCUUGUCAUCUCACCAGCCAGCAUUUCUUUUUCUUUGGGACUUCUGCAAUUUGGAGCUCGUGAAAAAACCUUUGGACAACUGGAACAUGCUUUGGGAUACAGCUUUCGUGGUGAAUUCCUAGUGGGCUCUCUGGAUCAGAUCAGUGUGGUUGAAAUACCUUAUCUGGAGGAGAAGGUUAGCAUGUUUGUGGUGCUUCCAUCCAAUAGGAGAACCUCUCUAGCCAGGAUUGAGACUUACCUCUCGGCUCAAACCUUCUCUCUGUGGUCCAGCACCUUGAGAAGAACAGCAAUGGAUAUCUUUCUCCCUAGGUUCAAAAUUCAAAACCACUUGGAUUUAAAGAGGAUUUUGCCUACAUUAGGAAUUACAGACAUGUUUGAGCAAACAGAAGCCAAUUUUAAGGGUAUUUCAGAGAAACAUUUGUCACUGCCUAGGUUUGAACUCUCAGUCUCCUAA
This is a messenger RNA of Thamnophis sirtalis, 638 nucleotides long. The record is from RefSeq and is a predicted model, not a curated record. Lineage: Eukaryota; Metazoa; Chordata; Lepidosauria; Squamata; Natricidae.